This is a messenger RNA of Drosophila montana, 1867 nucleotides long. Its product is annotated as 8-oxo-dGDP phosphatase NUDT18. Bases 620 to 1660 code for a protein of 346 amino acids. The transcript has 3 exons. The record is from RefSeq and is a predicted model, not a curated record. NCBI's taxonomy places the organism in Eukaryota, Metazoa, Arthropoda, Insecta, Diptera, Drosophilidae. Gene Ontology annotation, molecular function: 8-oxo-GDP phosphatase activity; magnesium ion binding; 8-oxo-dGDP phosphatase activity.
CCAGAUUAUCGAAUACUGCCAUAACACAAAUACCACAAAUUUGUAAUUAAACAAACAAGGCAAUUAAUUGUGUGUGUUUGUGCUCAGUUUAUGUGCGAAAUAAUUGGCGGCCAGCUGUGCAGCGACUACAUGUUCUAACUGAUGUGCAGCAGCAGGAAAAACAGAGCGAGCAGCCGCGACACAAACAUUCCAAUGCACUUUCUCUCAAUGGUGUAAAACCAGUCUUGCGGCUUUUUGUUGUUGCUGUUCUUGUUGUUGUUUUUGACAUCUAUUCGAUAUCAAUAGAAAAAUACAGGCCAAAUACGUUGUCGCGUUUGUGCGAUGUGUUGUUAGCAGACUACUAAGCACCUGUGUGCCACAACAGCAACAACAACAACAGCAAUCAAGCACGCUGAUUGCUGUUUUUAACCGUCUUUAUUGGCCAGUCACAUCUUGCCCACUCUUGAGUGCGUUUCUCGAUACUCUCGCGCUUUAAGAAUUCAUAAUUUGCAUAAAUUUUUGCUAUAUGCAUAACCCAGGCCGAGCAUGUUUCUCCAAUUGAGUCAUUACGCCACGGAAUUUUGUGCUAAACGCCACAUAUAACCAUAUAUAUCCUAUAUAUAUAUAUAUAUAAAACAGGAUGUCUUCAAUUGAGGAGAAAGUGCGCAGCAUAUUGAACGCCAAAGAUCUGGGCGAUAUAACAACAGAACUAUGUGAUUUCUCGCUGAAAGAGCAGAAUGCCACGGCCGAGGCGCAAGGCGUGCAGCCAUCGGCGACGGCCGACUUUGUGCCCCAGGUCGGGCAGACGAUCAACUAUAUUGUGGCCUGUGUGCUGUUCAAUGAGCACGACGAGCUACUCAUGAUCGAGGAGGCCAAGCCCAGCUGUGCAGGCAAAUGGUAUCUGCCCGCGGGUCGCAUGGAAAAGGGCGAGUCCAUCACAGAGGCAGCGGCACGUGAGCUGUUCGAGGAGACUGGCCUAAAUGCGGAAAUGACCACGUUGCUGGCCGUGGAAUCGGCCGGUGGCUCCUGGUUUCGCUUUGUGCUCACGGGUCGCAUUACGGGCGGACGGCUUAAAACGCCCGCCGAUGCGGACUCCGAGUCAAUUCAAGCUCUGUGGCUGCGCAAUCCCAAAGAGGUGCCGCUGCGUGCCAACGACAUACUGAGCAUCAUUGAAAUCGGACGCGCCUAUCAUCAGCACCAGAAGCAGGCGCAGCAGCAGGUGAAUGUGGCACACCAGCCGCAGUGGCAUGGCGACGUGCUGCCCACGCGUCAUCCGCACAAGCGCAACUAUAUGCGUGUGCUUGCCGUGGCACGCAAACGUGCCAGCAACUCGAUGAACAUACUCAUCAGCGAGAAGAAUACGCAUCAUUUUCCGACCGUCGAACUGCAUCCGAAUCGCAGCCUUCACUCGACAUUGCGUAAAUUCAUGAUUGAGAUAUUUGGCGCCGAGCUGCCGCAGCAUCGGCCACACGGCCUGCUCAGCGUGGAGCAUGCAACAAGCAGUGAUGAAUGCACCGAUGGCAUCUGCCUGAAUCUGCUGGUGGCCUUUAGGCCGCCGCUCGAGGAAAUUUCGCUAAUUGGCAAAUGCAUUUGGCAGGAGCUCAGCCCGCCGCUGGACGAGACGCUGGCGCGCAUACUCAGCAGCAAACAUGCGUCCAUACCCCUGAACGUGGUGCGAUAGCUGCUUAUCGACUAGUUCUAGCCUAAUCUCUCUAACCAAUGGUGCAAGCUCAUAUACAUUUAUAUAUAUAACCUAUAAUUAGAUAAUACCAAUUGCCACUUAAUCAUACAAAUGUUGCGUAUCAACUCAUGAGACAGUCGAGUCUGUUUUUGACUUGGACUCCUACCUUUUAAAUUAAAUGUGAAACAUUUUACUUGAGCUAUUUGA